This is a messenger RNA of Xenopus laevis (African clawed frog), 3263 nucleotides long. RefSeq names its product salt inducible kinase 1 S homeolog (gene sik1.S). Gene Ontology annotation, cellular component: cytoplasm. The transcript is spliced from 14 exons. Gene Ontology annotation, molecular function: protein kinase activity; ATP binding; nucleotide binding. The coding region runs from base 182 to 2095 and encodes 637 amino acids. Gene Ontology annotation, biological process: microtubule cytoskeleton organization; intracellular signal transduction. Lineage: Eukaryota; Metazoa; Chordata; Amphibia; Anura; Pipidae. The record is from RefSeq and is a predicted model, not a curated record.
UGUCAGGGAGAUGAGCGAAUUGGGUACAUGUGACGAAGGAACAGGCGGCCAGGGAAACAGAUAGGAAAGUAUGAGCCAGUCCGUCUGACACUCAUACUGGACUGGGGAACCCGCCACCGUCUAACUGAUUCCCCUCUGCUGUCGGGCACUCCGACCCCCUACGCACCCUCCUACCGCAGACAUGGGGAUCACGAGAGAGAGCUGCGGUGCUGUGGCCCCCCCCUGCCGGCCCCUCCGAGUCGGGUUCUAUGAUAUUAAGGAGACUCUUGGGAAAGGGAACUUUGCUGUAGUGAAACUGGCGCAGCACCGGGUCACUAACACACAGGUCGCUAUAAAAAUCAUAGAUAAAACUCGCCUGGAUCCCGGCAAUCUGGAGAAGAUUUACAGAGAAGUGGAAAUUAUGAAGAAACUCAAACACCCGCACAUAAUCCGACUCUACCAGGUGAUGGAGACCAAAGACAUGAUCUACAUUGUAACUGAAUACGCCAAAAAUGGGGAGCUGUUUGAUUACCUGACGGCAAGGGGGCGCCUGACAGAGGAGGAGGCCAGACAUAAGUUCCUGCAGAUCCUCUCAGCCGUUGAGUUCUGUCACUCAAACAGUGUGGUCCAUAGGGACCUGAAGACUGAGAACCUGCUGCUCACUGAGAACAUGGACCUUAAGCUGGCAGACUUUGGAUUUGGAAACUUCUAUAGAGAAGGGCAAGCACUAAACACAUGGUGCGGGAGCCCACCAUACGCUGCACCAGAAGUCUUCCAGGGGCAAGAAUACCAGGGGCCACCCCUUGAUAUCUGGAGUUUGGGGGUAGUACUGUAUGCCUUGAUUUGUGGCACAUUCCCGUUUGAUGCACCCAACCUGCCCACCCUGCGCCAGAGGGUCCUGGAGGGGAGAUUCCGAAUCCCAUACUUCAUGUCUCAGGACUGUGAGUCUCUGAUUCGGCGGAUGUUGGUUGUGGACCCAGCAAAGCGACUGACUAUCGCCCAGAUAAAGCAGCAUCGGUGGGUACAGAUGGGCAACUACCAGCCUCCACUGUACGAUACCCUCUCCCCAGCUCAGCCCUGUCUGCAGGUUCUCAGUAUCAUGCAGAGUCUGGGCAUUGACCGAGAGCGCACCCUGCAGGCUCUACACAACAACAGUUACAAUCACUACGCUGCUAUUUACUUACUGCUGCUUGAGAGACUUCAGGAACCCCGACUUUGUACCCCUACACCCCCUUCUCCAGUGCCACCUACCAGUAAUAACGUACUCCCCCUUGGCACAUCUGGGAGCCCGCUAGUGUGCAACCCUCAGGCAGCACCCAUGGACUGUGACUGUGGCCUCAGCUUCCCAUUACAGUCCAUGUUGUAUCUGGAAGAGACCCCCUGUGUUGGGAGCUCAUGUGCUGCUCAGGGACCCCCCACUCUGAUCCAGGGCCCCCCACCCUGUGAGGAACCAAAGUUACAGAAGGAAAUCCUAAAGGUUGUUCCAGGUCCUUCUGCUUUUCACAGUCCAGAGAGCUUCUCUUUGCCCCCCUGGAUACCAGUGCCCACCGGGCCCCAUGAGACUUGCUGCCCUACCCCACUGAGCGCACACUCUGCCACUCCAGUCCUACAGGCUCAGAGUUCAGUGGCACCAAACGGACUCCUUCCCAUCACCUUCCAGGAGGGACGAAGAGCAUCGGAUACCUCUCUCACUCAGGGUGCCAUUGCUCUGCGGCAAUUGCGCAAGUCUGUGCGAGUCCGAGGGCUCUUCAGUCUCAGUAAGAUUCGUGCUGUGAACCGACAUUGCGUGGUGCGCUGCACUCACAACUCCCACAGCCCCCCACAAAAUGGGAGGGAACCCAAAGACUUCCUGCAAGAUGUUCUGCAGCAGCAACAGCGGCUCCUCCAAAUUACACUUUCCCCCCCAAGCCCCAAGUUGCCCGACUGUGCCCUGCUGCUGCCUCAGGACUCCAGUGCCCAUUCCAGCCCACUCCUUUCUUUUUCCUACAAGGGCAGCGUGGCUCUGGGGCACCCCCUACAGGUCAGAGGCCAGAUCCUCACACCGUGUAACACAGACUGCAGUGUACAGGUAGCCCCUCAGAGGGCAGGGACCCACAGCUGUGUCCUCAUGGCAUAGAGAAGGGCACACAGGGAUGGACGAGAGACUUGGCACACACUACAGCCUGGCGAAGGGCUCCAGACGUGCAACUGAUCCAAUCAAAGCACAGAUUUUCGAACAAGCAAUAUAGUGUUUUCUACUGGAACAAUUGGUUGUGACUGAGGCUGAACUGACAGAGUUGGCUCACAUGUAGCAAUAUGGGGACCCCACUGUUACUGGCGGGGCCCCAGAAUGAACUGUCUGUCUUGUGAAUGCAGCGCAUCAUGCACUAUCUCAGCUUUACACCAUGACAAUACAUGGACCUAGGGCUCCCACUUAGUCUGGGGGCAGUAUUUGGGCACAGACUACAAUAGUUAGCUCUAAUAGUUAGAGGUAUGGAGAGAUGAAGGGGUCCCACUUUGUCUGGGGGGGGCAGUAUUUGGGCACAGACUACAAUAGUAAGCUCUAAGUGUUAGGGGUAAAGAGAGAUGAAGGGGUCCCACUUUGUCUGGGGGGCAGUAUUUGGGCAGAGACUGCAAUAGUAAGCUCUAAGGGUUAGGGGUAAAGAGAGAUGAAGGGGUCCCACUUUGUCUGGGGGGGGCAGUAUUUGGGCACAGACUACAAUAGUAAGCUCUAAGGGUUAGGGGUAUGGAAAGAUGAAGGGGUCCCACUUUGUCUGGGGGGCAGUAUUUGGGCACAGACUGCAAUAGUAAGCUCUAAGGGUUAGGGGUAAAGAGAGAUGAAGGGGUCCCAUUGUGUCUAGGGGGCAAUAUUUGGGUACAGAAUAUGAUUGUAAUUCCCAUAAGAUCAGAGGUGGUGGGGCCAGUUUUUGGGAACACAAUGUGACUGCAAACUCUGUGAAUCAGGGCACAGACAGAUGAGGGGAUCUCUUUUACUUUAUGUAGACAGUAUUUUGGCACAGAAUUAGAUUGUAAGCUCUGUGGCUAUAUGGUAAGGGCAGUAUUUGGGACACAAAAUUCCCAGCUCAGUGGGUCUACAGCAAUAUGUCCCGUCUGUUUGUACUCCCAAAUAAUGGCUCCCACAUGUUAUUCCCACUCUCCCUGUCACAUGCACUUUAUCUGUUCCAGCGAUGAGCAGAGGAAUGUACAACGGGGCUCCAUGGCACUGACUGGGGCUGUUACUGUGUAAUUGCCCCAGCGCUAUUUAUACGCUAAGCAAAACUGACGCAAUAAAUUAUUUUUGUAUA